ACGAUCAAAGACUAUGAACGCAAAGGUUUACGACUUCGAGUUCAGCACUGAACUGCGGCAAGUUGAAGACGUUAUUCUAAGUGUAUUCCAUACUGUCCUUUUUUACAGAACGUCAGGCAAAGUCCAAUUUCGCCAAGAAGGUUCCUAUUCGGUCGGAACGGUGGGAUAUGAAGAUGUUGAUUGUGAAACAGUGGACUUUACAUAUGUACGUUGUAUGUGCCCACAACUUGAAGAGAAAAUGCGAAGAGAUGUGAGAGAUUUCGUUGAGGCGUUUGGUAGAGAAGUGAGAAGCGGGAGAGUAUCCCUACAGUUCUAUGAAAAACGUAAGUCUCGAUGGCCGUUUGGAGAAGACGCCGCCAUUUGGGAAAUGUGGAGAAUAAAGGUAGAUGUUGUGCGUGCUGCCAAUGAAAAGGAAAGACAAGAAAACAGUGAGAGACUAUCAGAGAAACUGGCGGAGACAGUAGCGAGCGUGGCCGCAGCUGUCAGUCGAGCUGACUACACUCCACGAGUUCCAAACGAACGUGAUGUGGGAAACGUGUUUGAAACAAGGUACAGAGAAGUCGAGCCUUACCUUCACAGACUUGUACAGCAGGUCGGUGGUGAGGAGGCCUCGACUAUGUCAGGAGUGACCGGAGUCUUCAAGAAGAUAUUUAGAGAAGCGCUGACUUACUAAGCGUUUUAGAAUUAAUUCUAUCAUGUCCAGACAGUGGGAAAGAAUGUAUGUCCAUAUGUACCUGUAUACCUAUAUGUAUGUAGUGAUUUAUUUCAGAUA
Messenger RNA from Corticium candelabrum, 772 nucleotides. RefSeq names its product autophagy-related protein 101-like. Gene Ontology annotation, cellular component: phagophore assembly site. The record is from RefSeq and is a predicted model, not a curated record. The transcript is spliced from 2 exons. Gene Ontology annotation, biological process: autophagosome assembly; autophagy. The coding region runs from base 14 to 673 and encodes 219 amino acids. NCBI's taxonomy places the organism in Eukaryota, Metazoa, Porifera, Homoscleromorpha, Homosclerophorida, Plakinidae.